Fimicolochytrium jonesii is the source of this 3210-nucleotide messenger RNA. RefSeq lists its product as uncharacterized. Bases 139 to 3210 code for a protein of 1023 amino acids. The record is from RefSeq and is a predicted model, not a curated record. Lineage: Eukaryota; Fungi; Chytridiomycota; Chytridiomycetes; Spizellomycetales; Powellomycetaceae. The transcript has 14 exons.
CAGGAUUUUCGACCAAACUCCGCCUGCCCAACUCCGCCCUGGCUUGGCCCGCAAGCAACCACUUUCACUUCGUUUCUGAAGUUCCCGUCUCCGAUUAUUUAAACUCAGUUGCGUCUCAGACAACUCAGUUCCUCGCCGAUGUUGUCGAGUUACAGCAUAUCCCGAUACAGGUUCACUUGCUCACAACAUCAACGACCUGUUUUGUUUACGAUUCACGUCUUCUUGCUCGUCUUACUACGUCUCGGCUGCUAUACCACACGUCUCUCUGCUCGUUUCGGAGUGAUUCUCAGAGCACACUACUUCUACUCUACUCUCGUCUUACUACAUCUCGGUUGCGCUACUACACGUCUCUCUGCUCGUUUCGGGGUAAUUCCCAGAGCACACUACUUCUACAGCGAUAAGAUGCUGCAAUACGGCAUGGGCCAAUAUUAUCAAGAAGACUCAUGGGGCUGGACCCCCGUCAUCUUUGCCGUCUUUCUCGCAAUUAGUUUCUUCGAAGUGUUCCGGGUAAUUGACCAGUACCAACCUGAAACUCGAAAACAAUGCGACGAAGAAGAGAUUGUUGUGGCGGAACUCCAGAUGGCGCAGGAAAUGGGGCAAAUGGUGCUGAAACAGACGAAAGAACUGGUGAACAAUUUAUCGACCGUGACGACGGUAGUGAAGCAAUUGAGUCACGACCAGCAUGUCCUUCAAACGCGGUAUAGCAAGCUAUCAGACCAGGUUCAGACGCAUGGGACCGCGAUUGAGGUGUUGGAUACGACGAAGGAUCGCAUCCUCGAAGGACUCGCGGUCCAGGCGGAGAAGGUGAAGAAGUAUGGGACAGCAAUAGAGGUGUUGGAUAGGACAAAGGAUCGCGAGGCCCGUGCCUUGCAAGACAUCCUGGAGGAAGUGAAGACGCACGGGACAGCCAUUGAGGUGUGGGAUAGGACAAAGGAUCGCGAGGCCCGUGCCUUGCAAGACAUCCUGGAGGAAGUGAAGACACAUGGGACAGCGAUUGAGGUGUGGGACAGGAUGAAGGAUCGCGAGGCCCUUGCUCUGCAAGACAUCCGCGAACGACUUGCGGCUCAGGCGGAGGAGGUGAAAAACCAUGGGAAAGCGAUUGAGGUGUGGGACAUGACAAAGGAUCGCGAGGCCCUUGCUCUGCAAGACAUCCGCGAACGACUUGCGGCUCAGGCGGAGGAGGUGAAAAACCAUGGGAAAGCGAUUGAGGUGUGGGACAUGACAAAGGAUCGCGAGGCCCGCGCUCUGCAAGACAUCCGCGAAGGACUUGCGGCUCAGGCGGAGGAGGUGAAAAACCAGGGGAAGGCAAUUGAGGUGUGGGACAUGACAAAGGAUCGCGAGGCCCGCGCCCUGAAAGACAUCCUUGAAGGACUUGCUAUCCAAGCGGAGGAAGUGAAGAAGCAUGGGACCGCGAUUGAGGUGUUGGAUAGGACGAAGGAUCGCGAAGCCCGUGCCUUGCAGGACAUCAUCGAAGGACUCGCUAUCCAAGCAGAGGAAGUGAAGAAGCAUGGGACCGCGAUUGAGGUGUUGGAUACGACGAAGGAUCGCGAGACCCGUGCAUUGCAGGACAUCCUUGAAGUUCUCGCGGAGCAGGCGGAACGCGAUAGACUUGCUGAAGAGCAGCGACUCGCGGCGCAGGCGAAGCGUCGUGCUGUAGAGAAGCAAGUCGCGGAACUCCUUGUAAAGGAGCUGGAGCAUCCCAUCCACUAUAUGCCACAGCGGGCGAUUCAGAAGCCUCGACGUGGCGACGAAGGAAAGCAAAAGAAUCAGGAGAAACUGCUGAUCGAACAGGCUCGGCGUGAGGCGGAGCAGCGUGUUGCCGCGGCUGCGCAGGCGGAAGCUGAGAGAGUCGAGAAAGAAAGGGUGGAGGCUGAGCGGGAGGCUGCCGAUGUUCAGGCAAGACAAUUCAAGGAACAGGAAGAUCGUGAACGGGCUGCAAAAGAGGCGGCUGAGCGGGAGGAGAGGGAUCGUGUGAUGAAGGAGGAGGAGGAGCGGAGGAGUAUCGAGGAGGAACGGCAAGCCAAGAUUUCGGCGGAAGCUGAGCGAAUCGAGAAAGAAAGGGUGGAGGCUGAGCGGGAGGCUGCCGAUGUGCAAGCAAGACGAUUCAAGGAGCAGGAGGAUCGUGAACGGGUUGCAAAAGAGGUGGCUGAGCGGGAGGAGAGCGACCGUGUGAUGAAGGAAGAGGAGGAGCGGAGGAGAAUCGAGGCGGAACGGCAGGAAGAGAUUGAAGCGGAAGCCAAGCGGGUGGAAGAGGAGGUGGCGAAGCGAGCUGCGCAGGAGAUUGCGGUCAAGGAGCAGGAGGAUCGUGAACGGGCUGCAAAAGUGGAGGCUGCGCGGGUGGAGCGUCAGAAACGACUGGCUGAGGAGAUUCGCCGCGACGAUGAAUACAAACAAGCGAUGGAGAUGUGGGAGAUGGAGGAUCCCGCGAUCGAGGCCGCGCGCGAGGAGAAGCUUUUUCUAGAGCAGCUGUUCAACAAGGACAUAGAGAGUGCAGAGGGGCUUUUCACCAUGGAAGACCCGGAUGCCGGGAUUUGGUGGUUGUACAAUCCGACCCUAGAGGACGAAUUGCCAGACGCUGAGUGGGUGCGUCUAGCGGAGAAUCAGCGGGCGGAAGCUUGGGAGGAAGCAGAAAAGCACCGAGUGGCACAGCGCCGUGCCAAGCAGCUACGCGUCGAAAAGCGACCUGCGGGGGUACCGCGGGCGGAUGUCAAAUCAACGGAAAAAGGCUUGGAAGAGGAGCGGCGGGCCCAAUCGAGACUAGCCAAGCUACGCCGAGCGGAGGUUGCGCUGGCGGAGAAGCGCCGUGCGGAGGUUGUACUGGCGGAAAAACGCCAAGCAGAGCACGAGCGACUGACGGCGGAGAAACUGGCUGAAGAAAUUUGGGUGAGGCAACAACUGGAGGAGGAGCAGCGACGGUCGCUGGAGCGCCGAUCAGAAGAGAGGCGGGCCAGGGAGCGGCGGGCGGACGACGAGGCGGAGAGACGCCGGUUGGAAGACCUACACGCCGAGGCCCUGUUCUACAAGGAGAGGCUGGCGGAAGGCCUCUCCAUCGAAGAAAACUUGCAGAUGUUAGCUGCAAGCAAGGACGAUUGGAUGUCAGAAUUUACGGAUGACAUAUCCCCGAGUCCCGCGACAGCCCUGCCGCAAUGCGUUCGGGAAACAGUUCGCAGAGUGUCAGAACUUACCGCGGCGAGCAAAAAGCUUUCUUGA